ACUGUUUUUUUUUAAUUUUAAUAUCUAUGGAUUUAUCCGCAAAGUAAUUAUCGAUUCGAAUCCAUGUGCUUGAAUUAACUAGAAACUUCGAAGCAGCGGCGUCUGCAAUGAAGUUUUGUUCAUACACGUGUGAAUAUUCGUUUCAUCGAUGUGAUCAGAAUAAAACGCGGAAAGAUGAUAGAUUUAAAUCAGAAACCGCUGAAUUCGUUCGAGAUCAUAGUAGGAACGUACGAGCAAUAUUUACUCGGCUAUAAAGUGGACAGCAUCGUAAAUGAAUAUAAAAUAGAGAAAAGUUUUGCGACUCACAGUCAUGUCGCAAGCAUACGUAGUGUUGCUAGUAAUAAAUAUUAUCUAGCUUCGGCUGGUGCUGAUGAAACAGUAUGUCUCUAUGAUAUGCGUUAUAGACGAGAAUCUGGGAAAUUGAUGCAUCAUAAAGAUACUAUCAAUUGCAUUACGUUCACUCCAGAAGGCUCACAUCUGUUCACAUGCAGUAACGAUGGAAGUAUAACUGCUGUUCGCUGUGGCAAUUGGCAGGUGGAGAAACUCUGGUCGACCGCACAUAAAAGUUUAGUUGUCAAUACCUUGGCUAUUCAUCCGACAGGAAAGCUAGCAUUAUCUACAGGAGUAGAUGGCGUGCUUAGAACAUGGAAUCUGAUCAAAGGCAGACAAGCUUAUGCCAUUAAUUUAGUACCAAAACUGAAAUCUAAUGCCAAGUGGAUAACUAUUGUUAAAUGGAGUCCGAGCGGUGAAAAAUAUCUGUUGGCUGUUAAUGAACAUAUUUAUGUUUAUUCUGUAGAAUCAGCCGGAAUAGAUAGGGAACUCACGUUUGACUCCAAGAUUAUAUGCGUAGAAUUCUUGAAAGAUAAUUUAAUCGCGGUCGGUUUUGAGAAUGGAAGUAUCAAAUUUUGUGAUCUUAAAACCUCAUUGCAUACGAUAGACACAAAAGCGCAUGACAUGAGAGUGAAAUGUAUCGCACAUAUGAACGAUCUGUUAAUUAGUGCCUCCAGUUCCGGCGAGAUUAAACUUUGGAGAUAUAAGAAGCAUAAUUUGGAUAUGCUACAAACUGUUAAUUGCGGCGCCCGAAUUACUUGCCUCGCUUUGGCACAAACUUACAAAGAUUUAGAGCAACAGAAAGAAGUUAAGUCGGAAGAAGAAGAGGAAAUAAAAGAAAAAAGCAAGCUCAGAUUGAAACAAGAAGUUAUCAUCGAAAAUGAAGAGGACUUGGAAGUGACAAAAAAUUCUAAAAAAAAGAAAUCAAAAAAUGAAAAGAAGAGAGCUAUAGAAGAUGCCGAGGAUAAUAUUCGGCAUACAAAGAAAAAAGCUCCAGAAUUAAAAGAAACCGUUUUAAAAAAGAAGAGAGAUGGAUCAUCAGAUGUUGCUAAACCUAGAAAAAGGAAGAAAUUGUCCAAAACGAAUGAGACAAAUCCUAGUAAAAAACGAAAAGACAGCAGUGCCGCGUCACAGAUUACUACUCCAUCAGCAAAGAAAUUGAAAAAGUCAAGUAAAGUCGAGGAACCGCCUCUUUCUCGCAAAAAACAUAAAAUAAAAUUACCGAUGAUGGACGUCGAAGAUGCUCCACCUAGGAAUAAAAAGAAAAUGAAUGUGGAGAAACGAGUGCCAAAGAAAAAAAAGAAGAAAGUAACAGGAUAAAUUAGGAUUCAAUUACAAGAGGAGUCUCUUUAUAAAAAUUAGGUCUGGACGAGAUAACAGUUUCUGGGCGUCAUUAUAACGCGAGAAGAAUCGUCUACCACAAGAUGCAUUUAUGUGGUGGGUUCAUUGGACUGCCGAGCGGGCACUUCCAGGCCUUUGCAAACUCUGCGUUGUUCGACAGCGUUCCAAUAACUCGGAAGUGAUUCGGCGCGUGCUCGCCUUCUAUCACUUUGGAUUUCAACGCUCCAUUUGUGUAAUUACCGCACCAGACCUUAGAAAAAAAUUAAUGAUUCUGACUCAUAAAAUUCUACACGCCAACAAAAAUUAGGAAAUUUAUUUUUGUGAGACUUCUCGUGAAUUUAAUUUUUACAUAUAUAGAUCUUAUUACAAAUAAUUUUAUAUUAAUCUGACAAGACAAACAGACAUUUCGAUGGAUUCAACAUUCUCUUGUAAAUUUCGUCUAUAUGUAUAUAUAGUUUUUAUAAUAAUAUAUGUAAAAUAAAUCUUUUAUGUAAUUUUAUGCAGGCUUAAUAUAUAACAUUAACUUUUAUUGGCAUUUAAAUAUACUCCAUUUAGUACUAUUAAAUAAAUUGUCUUCUUAAAA
Messenger RNA from Pogonomyrmex barbatus (red harvester ant), 2254 nucleotides. Its product is annotated as p21-activated protein kinase-interacting protein 1-like. Lineage: Eukaryota; Metazoa; Arthropoda; Insecta; Hymenoptera; Formicidae. Gene Ontology annotation, molecular function: protein binding. The record is from RefSeq and is a predicted model, not a curated record.